UACGAGACAAAAGGUUGAAUCUCGGAUAGUGACAGUUUCAUUUUUUGCUACAAACGUAGUCUACACAUAAUAAAAUAAUAAUUUUAAGAAAUACAUUUUCAAUUUACUGCUGCAAUUUGUUUCGGUGGUAGUGUUUCCACCUAACACGAAACCCCUUGGAUAACAGAUAAAUUAUAAUAAAGCAAAAGCUAAAGCCAUUAACGAAUUAAUUAGUAAAUAACGUUUGGAUUUAAUUAUAAAACUGGCGGAGGAAGUUACGGAAAACUCCAACAAAAUGAGUUGGGGUAUUGAAUUAUGGGAUCAAUACGAAAACUUAUCAAUACACACAAACAAAGGCAUUGAAUUUCUGGACAAAUAUGGCAAUUUCAUCAGAGAUCGCUUAGCGAUAGAAUCAGAAUAUGCAGCGAAGUUGAGACGACUAGUGAAAAACUAUCAGCCCAAGAAAAAAGAGGAGGAAGAUAAUGAGUAA
Molecule: messenger RNA, 469 nt
Organism: Teleopsis dalmanni
Lineage: Eukaryota; Metazoa; Arthropoda; Insecta; Diptera; Diopsidae
Product: formin-binding protein 1-like
Exons: 4
Coding region: 275-469 (64 amino acids)
Source: RefSeq, a predicted model, not a curated record